AUGGAGCAAGAGGGUUCUACAGAGGAGGACACAAGUGUCGUUGGCGAGGAAGAAGAAGAGACAAUAAUGGAGAAAGACGCCGGGGAAAUGGCAUCGGAAUCAUCUACAACAGAGGCAACGGGCAGUGAAGACGACGAAAAGAGUCAAGAACUGUCGGAAGAAAUUAUUUCGACUCCCACUACCAAAGAGGAUUGUUUUCGUCCACCGCUGGCAUCGAGACGAACCGUGGCCGAGUUGGAAGCUGGUGGUGAUGACAAAAAGUCAAAAGCAGCAGCGAUCAAAUCGAGUGGGAACAGUCAACCAGGGGCGUACUCUGUUGACGGUUAUACGGAACGCACAGCCGAGCAUGACGCAACAGAAGUUUCGAAUGAAGAAGAAGAAGAAAAGACGUUGGCCAAUACAAAUAUUGACUGCGCAGAAGAGGAGACAAAGGAAGAAGAAUCCGAGCCACUUCCGUCGCAGAGUCCACCGUCUACUGUAGUGGAAAAUAGUAGUCACGGCAACAAUAACAGCAGAGACAACAAUCUCGAUGACAAGCACGCCCACAGACGAGACGACGAACCCGCAGAGGAAGUCCCCAUGAUUGUGGCCGAGCUUGUGAUGCCACCGGUAGAAGCCGUACAAGUUAUUUACGACGAACACGAAGAAGCACACAUUGACCCCGAGGAACCACCACAACAACAACAUUCGCAACGAACAUCCAUUGAGGACGAUUCAGCGGACCUUGACGGCGACGACAAUUACCUACCCUGCGUGAUGGAUAAAUUCCUCUCCAAACGCCUCUCCAAACGAUUUCGAUCACGAUGUGGUCUUUGGAUGUGUCUCUUGUCCGUGUGCUGCUGUACUGUCAUUCCCAUUGCUGUCAACCUGACAAUGGGCAGAAAUAACAACAACAACCAAGAAGAAGAGAUUUCUGUUGUGGAUUUUCCUCCCUCCAAUGCACCCACAACAGUCUCUUCUUCUUAUCCGUACGAAUGCUUCACCGGUACCAGGGAUAUUAUCGCCGCUCAAAUCGAAUCACCCGAACAACUCUUGUUCAUCCUGUGUCCCCACACCCGCAUCAAAUUGGGAGUCCUGGCCAAUCCAAUUGCCGGCGACACGAAUAUUGUCCAUGGCGACACACCCCUCAUGAUUUUGCGUGAAAACGUAGAAGUGCGAUGCGGAAUAGACGGAUCGGUCGACAAUCAUUGCAUCCUCGAUGGCGGGUUCGUCCAAGUACUGUUGCAACCACACUUGCCUUUGGACAAGGAGCACGUGUGGAAGUCUCGACCGACCGACAAUGUGACCAUUCGCGGAUUGACGUUUACCGGACAACUGUUGAGCGAUUACACGUUUGGAGGGUCUUCCAUUGUCAUUAGCAAUCCCGGUCAUACGGUUCAGAUGGUGGACUGUCUCUGGGAAAACAUGACGGCGCCCAGUGGGCUCUUGUACGUGGGUGUCAAUCCGUUCCAAUUGUUGGCGUUAUCCGAAGAAAACAACAAUAAUACACUGCCAAGGCAUGCCGCCAGUCUCCAUGUCGUCCAAUCGCGGUUUCGGAAUAUCACGUACGAUGGCGCACUGGCAGAAGUCUCCGAACAGAUAUUGUCCUUAGAGGCAUGUCGAUUCGAAGACUUGCAGUUAUCGGCAUUUGCUUCGGAAUGUGAUUACUGGGUUGACAGCGGUGGGGCCACGAAUUGGUGCCAGGGCUUGUUCUUCUGUUUGUAUGACAGCGUUUGUUCGAUCCAAGACAUUUGCAUGUCGAAUUUUGAGUUUGCCGGUCCGGCUCAUUUGCUAGUGGCCACGAACGAUUCGGACGUGGUACUUGCCGGUCAAGUAUACAAGGACAAUGUUCGUGUCCCCGAACGGUUGCACUCGGAUGAAACAUGUUCUAAUGGCUUGGCGCGGAUUGACGAAUACAGUGGAACCUAUGAAUGCAUGGGAGAAGAAAUGGAAGCGGAUUUUAUCAAGUCGGAAGUGUGCUCCUUUCCAGAAUUAUAA
Seminavis robusta is the source of this 1977-nucleotide messenger RNA. The record is from the annotation of a GenBank genome assembly. NCBI's taxonomy places the organism in Eukaryota, Bacillariophyta, Bacillariophyceae, Naviculales, Naviculaceae.